Molecule: messenger RNA, 889 nt
Organism: Drosophila albomicans
Lineage: Eukaryota; Metazoa; Arthropoda; Insecta; Diptera; Drosophilidae
Product: golgin subfamily A member 7
Exons: 4
Coding region: 244-675 (143 amino acids)
Biological process (GO): peptidyl-L-cysteine S-palmitoylation; protein targeting to membrane
Cellular component (GO): palmitoyltransferase complex
Source: RefSeq, a predicted model, not a curated record
CGGUUAUACUGCACAUUUUGCCAUACAUUUUGAAUCAUGGAAAUAAGCCUAAAACACAAUUGUUGAAUGUUUUUGUUGUUGGCCUGUUCUAUUGUUUUGUUUUGUGAAAAAAUAAAUAACAUGUAUUUCAAUCAAUUGUCAGUGGCAAAUUGUUCUAAAACUUAGCGUUAAGCAUAUUGCUUGUGUGUGAAUCAAUUAGUCAUCAGCAACAUACUCGGGCUGAACUCAAGAAGCAGUACCAGAAUGUCACAAGGCGGUGGCACACCAUCGGCUGGGAAUCCAACAAUCCUGCAUGCUGGCAAAGUGUUCAUACAACGCGACUAUAGCGAUGGCACAUCGGUCAAAUUUCAUACACGGCUUCCCCCUGAGCUGGAGGGCAUGAUCGAACGUCAUGUUUUCGAGGCCACCAUUAACAGGCUUAACGAAUUUUAUGCUGAGGCCGAGGAGGGAUCAUGUGGCACUUACUGCGAAGGUUGUAUAGGUUGUAUUACGGCAUAUUUGAUCUACAUGUGCUCCGAGACACAUUACGAAAAGACGCUGCGUAAAAUAUCCAAAUUUGUUGCUUCCCAAAAUGAGCGCAUUUAUAAUCCAAAGGGACUGCAGUUGAUUGAUCCAACAUUUCGUGGUCUUCGUGUUAUAGAAAUAACCAUAUUUGAUCGUCCAGGGCGAACGUGACUUCCGCUCUCCCAUUCAGCCAAUGAGUUUUUCAUGUGAGACAUCGGCGUUUACUUCAAGAAAGAAAACAGAAAACAAGAAAUGAAAACAAAACUCUACUAUCAACACAACAACAACAAGGAAAAUUGUUACAAAAAAGCAGCAAACAAGUCAAAGCCAUUUCGCCACGCCUUUUUGUGCGUGUGCGUUUAAACCCCCAUAAAAAAAAACAAAA